This is a messenger RNA of Ylistrum balloti, 7770 nucleotides long. RefSeq lists its product as uncharacterized. The transcript is spliced from 2 exons. Bases 365 to 2470 code for a protein of 701 amino acids. The record is from RefSeq and is a predicted model, not a curated record. NCBI's taxonomy places the organism in Eukaryota, Metazoa, Mollusca, Bivalvia, Pectinida, Pectinidae.
UAAAUGUUGCUGGAGGCAGAGUUUUAUCAAAUUAAUAUUGAUUCCGAGAAGCGAUUGGCGACAUGACUGUGUGAUGGAAGAUCUAGGGACCUGAUAACGAUGGUCAAAUCCCGUCAUUUUCAACUCUCAUCGCUUUGUAGCGAGAUGUGGAAAUAUCAGGGGACGCUGAAUUCUAUAUGAAGCUAUAUAUCUAGAGCUGUAGAGAGUUACUAUUGACGUCGUGUCGGGCGCCCUCUGUGAUACUCUAUUUGGCCACACAUACUUAUGGCAGGAUCGCGCGACAUAACCUAUCGCUGCAGUUAAAGCUAUCAUUGGUUUCGUUCGUAUGGAUUUUAAUCAAUGGACAUAUUUUUAAGCGAAACAGAUGUGUGAGUCCUCUCGUUGCUGGCGUGGUAAAAUGGCCAGGUGGAGCGGUGGAAUGGCUUGGCCAAACAAUGGACUUGUCUGGACGGUAACACUGAUGCUGCUAUUCUGGUUCCCGGCACCAGUGACAUCUAAUUGUGACUUUCCCUCUUACUUACCCCCGGGGGUGGUAUGGACUGCUACUUAUAGAAACAAGGGCUACCUCACCCUUUACUUCAAACAAAACAUGAUUGAUGCCAUGUACUGCCCAUCCCCAGAUCAAACGUGUAUUCAUUACGAGCGAAGCUGUAUUCAGGAGGUCGAGGCGGGUAAAUACCUAGUGCGCCACCAAACAAAGGGAAGAGACAGCUUCCACAACCACGCCGAGUUCAUGUGUAUGCAGUUCAUUAAGAGGUCAGAUUAUAUAGUUCAGUUUAAAACGUCUGCUAAACAUGCUUAUCAGAAUCCCGAUUUUUGCUCAGAAGAAUACUUAAAUCUUGACCAUUGGCCCAUACUAUCGCCCACCGUGAUGAAAAGCUCCCCCAUCAAAUGUCCCAUAGUUGGUGGCUACAACAUGCGUAUUCUAGGACCGGAAGGGGAUAUAUGUCCUGGCAAGCUCGUGCUUCCCCGCAUGGAAAGCGAAUGUGAGGAUGGGGACGGCAUUCGAUUCAACUUCCGGUAUGAGGAAUGUUUACAUACUAAUCUAAAAAUGCGUAUACAACAAAGCGUUAAAUGUGUUACUUCCUGGGAAUACGGUAAGUACACGUUUGUGAUCCUUCGGCCAGACACGGAUGAUUUUGAAGCAUGGUGUAUGAGAAUCACACGGGACAGUUACGGCGAGGUAACACAGAUACACUUGUUCAUGGAUCCGGUGUGUGAUCCUGGUACCGGAAAUGGUCAUGGACAAAUCACCGAAACAGAUAACUAUUUGUCAAUAACACUUCAAAAAAUCACCAUCCCGUCUGUAUGUGCCAACGAGUUUGAAGGUUGUAAUGACAGGAGGUUUUGUGAUAACGAGGUUGUUGAGUACUGCCAUCUGUCGUGCAACCGAUGCGAACCGGAGACAAAACCUUGUACUUUUCAGGAAAGCGUGCGUGGAUCAUGGCUACUAGAUACAAGGGACGGACCACAGUAUAUGAAUAUAUCUUCAUACAAACUUUUUGUUCCUACAUUUGGGAAAUUUCAUUGCUUAGCUAGAAACGUGUCGGAGAACGAAAGUCGCACUGCGCUGCUACAUGUAUUUGAUAACGGGUGUUUCCCGAGGUUUGCAUGUCUGGAAAUGUACCAGCCGGCCACCUCUGUACGACAGUUCCGACUCAGCAAUCGAGUAAAUUGGCCCUAUUGGCCAAUAGAAGAGGCGGAACGAUUCACAUGUAAAGACAAUAAAUUCAAAACAAUGGUGGAGAUGGGAGAAUCAUCGAGAAAAGUCAAUAUUCCUACUCAGGUGUUACUAGAGACUAAAGUUCACUACAGCACAACCUGUAAACUACCUGACCUCGGUUUUAAAGCCAAUUCACUCUUCUUCCGAGAGGGCGAUAAGUGUAAUGGUUGCUUGAUCUACGACCCGGCGACCAGGCCCGAUAAGAUCGACAUCAAGACAAUCAAUUGCCAGGAAGCUGCCAGUCACAUCCAGUACCUCUGUUUGGCCUCGUUGGACCUCGGCCCUAACACCAGGGGCGUGGUCACGGGCACCAAACCUGACCGCGAAGGACGGAUGACCAAGUUUUACUGCUGGGUGUUCACUUUGGACGGCACCAUGCGUAAAAUUAUAGUUCUGAAAUCAGCCGACUGCAACAUGCUCUCAGUAGAAAAGGUUCUUGAGGGUCUGCUGACGCCUGAAGGGAAGUUUGACGUCUUAGAUUCAGUGCCUGGAACGUGUCCCCCUCUCGGUGUUGAGGAACAGUACAAAAUCCCUCUUAAUCGCCAGACGGACAAGGACGAGACGCUACUAACGUUUCACGAGCGCUCCACGCGUAGGCCUCACUAUAGCAACACUGUACCGCUCAUAACUAAUAUUCAAAGCCAACACGUCGACGUUCCAUCAGCUUCGUCGCGGAGUGCUCACGUCAGCGGGUGUUUAACCGUUAUCGUCAUUUUAUCGUUACUGUCAAGGACAAAUAUCGCCUGAUCGCCCUAAAUCUGGGUGUUCCGCAAGUGCUUACCGGAAGACCGUGUGGUAAUAUGACACAUAAUUUGUGCGUCGACGAGCGCUGACUGGGGAUUUUGGUCGUACCACAAUGUAUUUGUAUUACGUAGUAAGCUAUGGCCUGGUUUUCGAGCGGAUGAUGAAGACCGCGGUAAAUUUACGUGUCGCUGAGGAAGCCAAACUUCCAUUGUACAGCCUUGUAGACUCUAUAAAUAGACCAUGAAUAUAUUUUUUCUUAAACAUUUUGAUAACGUUGUUCGGGAGUUACGCAGGAGCUAGACAAAGCUCUGUGGACAUUGACUGUUAGAAGGGAGGUAACUCUCGCGGAUUGCUGCUGAUUUUUAAAACAAAAUGUCCAAUUUCCACAUUUCAUGACUGUGCUGUUCAUAGUUAGAGAUAUGUGUUAAGAUUCGUUAAGAAUGGCUCAAAGAGUCUCAAAGUACAUGUAUGUAUACUAUUCAUUGAACUAAGAUAUAUUCCAUUUUUUAAAUAUUAAUUCGCAUAAUUCGAAUGCAUUAGAGUACUGCCCCGCACACUGUAUAUAAUAAUACUAUUUGCUCAGUCUAACGAAUGUCCAGAUUACGACCUGUUGCCAAAAACAUUCAACUUGUUGAAAAUAACGAAAGACGCAUUACUUUUUUUCAUUUCACGGAUUUCAUUUUCAGCAUAUUAGUGUAUAUAUAAUAUAUAUAUAUCCUUAUCGUAUGUCCAUACAUAUAGACUUAAUGCCUUUAAUUUCUUUAAUCUUUGUGGUCAGAAUGUGAUUUAGUGAAAUGCUUUGUAGAAAUUAAAUGUCAAAAUGUAUUCCUUCCCAUGCAAUGGUAGUAAAUUUAUGAGAUCCAACAUUUAUAUCUUUUUGACAGAGAUAUUUAACAAUUUUAUCUGUCAACUGUGACCACCAGGUUUAACAGUUAUGCUGUAAUGUCUGCCAGAGUUUUUAUAUUCUCUCUUGGCUGCCAGAACCAACUUGUUACAUGUACCAUAUAUUCAUUACCCAUGGUUUUAACGACAAGCAUAUCGAACGUUCUUGUUCUUAUGACCCUCGGGUCAAACAUUCUUACUGUAGUACAACCAGAUACAGCUGUCAGACACCUAUGACCCUCAGGUCCAACAUACUUACUGUAAUACAGCCAGAUACAGCAGUCAGACACCUAUGACCCUCAGGUCCAACAUACUUACUGUAAUACAACCAGAUACAGCAGUCAGACACCUAUGACCCUCACAUCCAACAAUCUUACUGUAAUACAGCCAGAUAUAGCAGUCAGACACCUAUGAAACUCAGGUCCAACAUACUUACUGUAAUACAGCCAGAUACAGCAGUCAGACACCUAUGACCCUCACAUCCAACAUUCUUACUGUAAUACAGCCAGAUACAGCAGUCAGACACCUAUGAAACUGAGGUCCAACAUACUUACUGUAAUACAGCCAGAUACAGCAGUCAGACACCUAUGACCCUCAGGUCCAACAUACUUACUGUAAUACAACCAGAUACAGCAGUCAGACACCUAUGACCCUCACAUCCAACAUUCUUACUGUAAUACAGCCAGAUACAGCAGUCAGACACCUAUGACCCUCACAUCCAACAUACUUACUGUAAUACAGCCAGAUACAGCAGUCAGACACCUAUGAAACUCAGGUCCAACAUACUUACUGUAAUACAGCCAGAUACAGCAGUCAGACACCUAUGACCCUCACAUCCAACAUUCUUACUGUAAUACAGCCAGAUACAGCAGUCAGACACCUAUGACCCUCACAUCCAACAUUCUUACUGUAAUACAGCCAGAUACAGCAGUCAGACACCUAUGACCCUCACAUCCAACAUUCUUACUGUAAUACAGCCAGAUACAGCAGUCAGACACCUAUGACCCUCACAUCUAACAUUCUUACUGUAAUACAGCCAGAUACAGCAGUCAGACACCUAUGACCCUCACAUCCAACAUUCUUACUGUAAUACAGCCAGAUACAGCAGUCAGACACCUAUGAAACUCAGGUCCAACAUGUUCAGAUUACUGUCAGAUGAAUCAUUCUUGUUCUACGGAUCUUCAGAUCGAAAAUAAUACUUUAAUUAGCCACAGUUGCAACGUUCAUGCUCUAUUGACUUUCAUAUCGGAAAUUCGUACUCUUAUGACCGCCAUAUCUAACAUUCAUACUCUAAUGAGAGCGAUAUAUAUUAUUCUUACUUAAUUGGUCGCCAAAACCAGCAUUCAUGCUGCUAUGACCGACAGAACCAGCAUUCAUGCUGCCAUGACCGACAGAACCAGCAUUCAUGCUGCCAUGAUCGACAGAACCAGCAUUCAUGCUGCCAUGACCGACAGAACCAGCAUUCAUGCUGCUAUGACCGACAGAACCAGCAUUCAUGCUGCCAUGACCGACAGAACCAGCAUUCAUGCUGCCAUGAUCGACAGAACCAGCAUUCAUGCUGCCAUGACCGACAGAACCAGCAUUCAUGCUGCUAUGACAGACAGAACCAGCAUUCAUGCUGCCUUGACCGACAGAUCCAGCAUUCAUGCUGCUAUGACCGACAGAACCAGCAUUCAUGCUGCCUUGACCGACAGAUCCAGCAUUCAUGCUGCUAUGACCGACAGAACCAGCAUUCAUGCUGUCUUGACCGACAGAACCAGCAUUCAUGCUGCUAUGACCGACAGAACCAGCAUUCAUGCUGCCAUGACCGACAGAACCAGCAUUCAUGCUGCCAUGACCGACAGAACCAGCAUUCAUGCUGUCUUGACCGACAGAACCAGCAUUCAUGCUGCUAUGAACGACAGAACCAGCAUUCAUGCUGCUAUGACAGACAGAACCAGCAUGCAUGCUGCCUUGACCGACAGAACCAGCAUUCAUGCUGCCAUGACCGACAGAACCAGCAUUCAUGCUGCUAUGACAGACAGAACCAGCAUUCAUGCUGCCUUGACCGACAGAACCAGCAUUCAUGCUGCCAUGACCGACAGAACCAGCAUUCAUGCUGUCUUGACCGACAGAACCAGCAUUCAUGCUGCUAUGACCGACAGAACCAGCAUUCAUGCUGCCAUGACCGACAGAACCAGCAUUCAUGCUGCUAUGACAGACAGAACCAGCAUUCAUGCUGCCAUGAUCGACAGAACCAGCAUUCAUGCUGCUAUGAACGACAGAACCAGCAUUCAUGCUGCCAUGACCGACAGAACCAGUAUUCAUGCUGCCAUGACCGCCAAAUCCAGCACUUAUACUCUGAUAACAAACAUUAUUCAUAAUGUCAUGAUCAUCGAAUCCAUUGUUCAUACUUCAAUGACCGCCAGAUCCAACAUUCAUUUUCCCAUGAACGCCAAAUCCAACACUUCUACUCUCGUAACCGCCCAGAUCCAUCAUUCAUGCUCUCGUGAACGCCAAAUCAAAAAUUCAUACUCUUUUGACCGUCAGUUCUAACCGUCAUGCUCUAAUAAUUCCCAGGUGGACGCUCACAUAUAUAAUUAUUAGACUUUGAUUUUUUGUGUUUUGUAAAACAAAUCCAUGAUACACAUAUGAGAACACACAGUCUUUAAACAUAGCCUCUAUUUUGGAGAGGAUAAGGGAGAAACCAACGAGGCGAGUUAUUAGCAACCAAGUAUUCUGUUUAUCCCGCACAAUGAAUUGAAAAUUCUCACAAUCAAGAAUUUCAUUCUACAUGGAUCAACUGCUGUCGUUACUCAUACUCAAUGGAUAUAAUUGCUUUCAUAAGUUAUUUUAUCUUAAUCAUCCAUUUAUUUUCGCCUGUGUGUUACAGCUUUAGACUACUGUGGUGCGUGUAAAUGACAAAAGGUAUUGUCUGCUGUAGUUAGUUACACAAUAAUGACCUAUUGUGUCAGGAACUCCUGAAUCAACCCAUUAAACAUAGGCAUGUAUACCUAUAUAAAUUGUUAUUACCAAUGUAGAGCAGAUUUUUUUUAAACUGGAGAUUGUAAUACUAUCCUUAAAUUGGUGUACACGUGUUGAUAUUUUCGUUAUGUGUUUUGAUUUCUUAAAUCAAUUUAUCUUCUCUUAUUUACAUAUUUUCUCUUCGCGUUACGGACGUGUCUGUCCUAUGAAAUGUACGCGACACUAUCUCAAUCCUACGUUCUACUUCUGUAUCAAUCCAAUGGAUCUUUACAACAGAUUUAUUUAUUUAUGAUAAAAACAUUGAGAUAAAUCAUAAACAAAUGUUGAUAUCAAAAUAAAAUCUUCAAAGCAAAAAUUCGACAUGAAAAUAAACAUUCCGUAACAUCUAAAUUCUUGACAAGUUAACUUGACGAAAAUGGUUAGAUCUUAAUGAAUGUGUUGGGUUGGUGUCCGCCCUUGACCUGUCCAUCCUUAGUUCUAGGUGAUGGUAUUUGUGUUGGAUUGGUGUCCGCCCUUGAUCUGUCCAUCCUUAGUUCUAGGUGACGGUACUUGUGUUGGGUUGGUGUCCACCCUGGACAUGUCCAUAUUUAGUUCUAGGUGAUGGUAUUUGUGUUGGGUUGGUGUCCGCCCUGGACAUGUCCAUCCUUAGUUCUAGGUGACGGUACUUGUUUUGGGUUGGUGUCCGCCCUUGGUUAUGUCCAUCCUUAGAUCUAGGUGACGGUAUUUGUAUUUGGUUGGUGUACGCCCUGGACAUGUCCAUCCUUAGUUCUAGGUGAUGGUAUUUGUAUUGGGUUGGUGUACGCCCUGGACAUGUCCAUCCUUAGUUCUAGGUGAUGGUAUUUGUAUUGGGUUGGUGUCCGCCCUGGACAUGUCCAUCCUUAGUUCUAGGUGACGGUACUUGUGUUGAGUUGGUGUCCGCCCUGGAUCUGUCCAUUCUUAGUUCUAGGUGACGGUACUUGUGUUGGGUUGGUGUCCGCCCUGGACAUGUCCAUCCUUAGUUCUAGGUGACGGUACUUGUUUUGGGUUGGUGUCCGCCCUGGACAUGUCCAUCCUUAGUUCUAGGUGACGGUAUUUGUGUUGGGUUGGUGUCCGGCCUGCACAUGUCCAUCCUUAGUUCUAGGUGACGAUAUUUGUGUUGGGUUGGUGUCCGCCCUGGACCUGUCCAUCCUUAGUUCUAGGUGACGAUAUUUGUGUUGGGUUGGUGUCCGCCCUGGACAUGUCCAUCCUUAGUUCUAGGUGACGGUAUUUGUGUUGGGUUGGUGUCCGCCCUGGACAUUGCCAUUUUUAGUUCAAGAUAGCGAAAAUUGUGUUUAGCUGGUGUUCUUAGUUCUAAAUUGGAGUCAACUAGUUAAAUAUAUCUGCCAGCUAUACAUUUGUUCAGACAAAUCUAUUACGAUUUCUUUAAUAACUUGUUUUUGUGUGUUUUUAUUCUCAAUAAACAUGUUGAAGUAUACAAA